GGCGGGGCAAGGAGAACUUCGAGUUCUACGAGCUGGCCAAAAUGCUGCCCCUGCCCGAAGCCAUAACUACCCAGCUGGACAAAGCCUCCAUCAUAAGGCUAACGAUCUCCUACCUCAAACUCCGGGACUUCUCGGGACACGGGGAUCCUCCCUGGAACCGCGACGGUCCGCCGCCCAACAAAUCCGUCAAAGGUUCGAACCGAGUGAGGUCCCCGGCAUCCUUGGCCGUGGACAUGUUCGAGCAGUACCAAGGUACCCACAUUCUUCAGUCUCUGGACGGGUUCGCGAUGGCCGUGGCGGCGGACGGGCGAUUCCUGUACAUUUCCGAGACGGUCUCCAUCUACCUCGGUCUCUCCCAGGUAGAAAUGACUGGAUCGAGUGUGUUCGACUACGUUCACCACCAAGACCACGCCGAGGUUGCCGAACAGUUGGGCCUCGGACUAUCUUCAGCCACCAGUUCUUCCGGUCCUCAAUCUUCGAGUUCCGGCCUCGCAUCGCCUAGUUCCGCUGCGUCGGAAGAGCACGGAUCGUCUUCCACGGCAAAUCCUGACGUCUCAUCGGUAAUGUCUCUGACUUCAAGUGCUCUGUACAAGGGAUACGACCGAGCGUUUUGCGUGCGCAUGAAGUCGACAUUAACGAAGAGGGGUUGCCAUUUCAAGUCUUCCGGCUACCGAGUUGUGCUACUACUUUGCCGACUGAGGCCACAGUACAUGUUUAACCAUACGAGGAAGUCUGCACCCCCUUUGAUGGGCAUGGUUGGCCUGGCGAUAGCUCUUCCACCGCCCAGCGUCCACGAAAUCCGUUUAGAAACAGACAUGUUCGUCACUCGCAUCAGCUUUGACUUCCGGAUAUCCUACUGCGAGCCAAAGGUGUCCGAACUACUGGACUACACAGCAGAGGAGUUAACAGGGAAAAAUCUUUACGCGCUGUGCCAUGGUGAAGAUGCACAUCGCCUUCGAAAGUCCCACGUCGACCUAAUUAACAAGGGCCAAGUACUGACGCACUAUUAUCGGCUUAUGAACAAAAGCGGAGGGUACACGUGGAUGCAGACCUGUGCCACCGUAGUGUGCACUUCAAAGAAUGCGGAAGAGCAGAACAUAAUUUGCGUCAACUAUGUGAUCAGCGGCCGAGAAUACGAGAACCUCAUCAUGGAUUGCUGCCAACUCGAGGACGGGGUGACAGGUGUAAAGCGGGAAGAGACCGCUGGCAACGAUCCUGAAAAUGGCUCGCCGGACGCUGACAGAGGAGAAGGUCAAGGCAGUUCCGGCCCGACGAAUCAGCACCCAGAGCAUCCUCAUCGGUCCCCACCGGAGGAAAGAGAAGAUACCUCAGGAUCGGAAGGCGAGCCUCGCGGGGGUAGACAUCACGACAAUGCAGUGCAACUGCAGCAGGAAUCCCAAUCCGCGGCGAUAACGGGCAACUCUUUAUCGCUAAAGUUGCGGGGUCACAAGAGAAAGCUCGCGGCCGAAGAUGAGAGCAGUUCCGGGGAGGAGGAAGACGAAGAAGAGACAACGGGGAAGGCUCCCUCGGGCAAAAGCCACGCCCUGAGUCCCGCGUCUUCGAGCCACUCCGUACCCCCGGCGGAACAGGUAUUAAGGGCCAGCCCGAAGGUGCAUCAAGCCGACGGAGGAAACGCGGAUGGGUCCAAGGUAUCCGGGGCCUCCGUGAAGGACCUGGAGCAGGCGAUGUCGAAGCACCUACCGGGCGCCGCGAUGAACAAGCCCGACUCCCCCGUGCUGCAUCAACCGACCGACUUCAGCACGGACGCGUUGCUGAAGCAGCAACAACAACGGAGCACUAUCCAGUGGAUAGGCGCCCACCACCACCUGGGUCAUUUGAACCCGCAGCAGUCGUCGGCGGCGAGUGCACCUCUGCCGGCGUCGGCGCUGUUGCGGCAGCUCUACGCGAACCGCGAGAGCGUCAUCAGGGCUAACGUGCACGGGAUCGCAACCAGUGGUGCACGGACUUCCGGGGGGACCGGGACCUACUACGGGGGAGACACGGGGGCGCAAAGCGGCCCCCUGCCGACGCCUCCGGGCUCGGAGGGUUCCUCGACCUACGGCGAGCAUCAGUUUGUGCUUUCGGGACAUAACCAGAAAGGUGCCGCCGGUGGAGGCGGCGGGCCCGCGGCCAGCAGUGGGCCCGACGCCUUCACCAGCCUGGUCUCCUCCUACUCGGCUGCGGGCGGCUACGCGGUCGACUACCACUCGGCCAUGACGCCGCCUUCGUCCGUGUCGCCGCGCGACAAGCAGCAGCACCAGCAGCAGUUGCACUCGGCCAGCGUGGUCAGCAGCUACGAGAGCUCCGUUUACGGCGAGCCGGUGCUGCGCCAUCAGUACGAGCCGGCCCAGCCCCUGCCUCUGAAGCCACAGGUCUACUCGGCGGCGGUCCACCCCAGCGCCCUCGACGCCGCCGCGGCCUACGCCGCGAGCAGCCUCGGCGAGCAGGCCCAGUUCUAUCACCACCCGGCCGCUGGACCCGGGUUCCACCUAUACCACCCCACCGCCAACAAAUCCGCCACCAAUGGCUGGUACAGCUCGGCCUCCUAGUAGUACGGCCUGGGGAAGAAGCGGCGCGUGGCGGCGCGUACUUAACUUGCUGGAAACGAACCCAAAGUCCCCCUCCCCCCACCCGUGCAUAUCAGCCUCUCCUACGCCUCCUCGUCUUCUGCGUGCGGGGCUUCCCGCGCUCUUCGAGCGUCGCCCUCGUUCCCGUCGACCCCGAGUCGAGCGCCCCUUGUAAUAUAAACGAAUCGGCGCCUUCGGCCGCCGUCAAACGGCAGAGGCGCUCCUCCAAGGAAAUGCCGCACACGACUGUCGUAGGCUACCCGCGGAUUCUGGCCAGGACUUGUCGCCGACACGGUGGCUUUGGCCAGUCGGAAGAGUGCCAACGCGGGGCUCACGAUUUUGUAUUAUAAUUACACACGUUGUGAGAGGCACUUCCCGAGUCUGGGAGGAUUAGGCUUUUUAUUAGGCGUCUGGCGUGCCGACACGUUCGCGCCUCGUCUACGUUCUUUCGUUCGCCGGAAGAGCUCUGUGCAAUCGUCAAUCUCAAUCCUUUAAGUUGAGCUGUAGAUACGUUUUGGUGGCAUUAUUUGUCAUUUUUUGUUUUUUUUUUUUCUAUUUUAUUUAGCUCACGGUGCCACGUCUGCGGAGUGUAGGCUGUGUAUUGUAUUACUUUAUGCAGAAAUGAGCGGGGAGAUGUUCAUACUCUUCAGUUCAUAGUUCAUACGAUGUCAUGGACCACGAGUCCUCUAGAGCUCGUGUCUACGAUGCUAGAACUCGAUUUUGAACCGGCAUCGUGAAAUUGUAUUCACGCAUGCGCAUCACGUGCUCGUAGUGCUCGUCUUCGGCUCGCUCACGCUGAUUGCAAAAGGACUCAUUUUACCUUCCUAGUACAUAAUGUACUACUAUUUCAUAAAUCUACGACAAAAUGUACGUCAUUAAAGAUUGAAAGGCUCAUCAACCGAACAGGCUCGAACAAAUGUCGGUGGAAUCAAGUACACAGUUUUAAAUAUGAGUGCACACCUAAGGCUAUGGCUAUACCGCAGCCGAUCAGAUCUGUUCAGCUUAAACCCGAUUCUACCGAACCUAGAUUCUACCGGAAAAAAAAAAACACUUCUUAUAAACGUGGCUACAUUUUGACCAUAUCUGGGACAGGAUUGUAAAUGUGCUAUCGGUAGUAUUUUUAUCAUUUUUAUUAUUUCAAUGGGCUAACGAUACUAUUGACGGCGAUGUACAGAAUCUCGCUUCCGAUUUAAUCUGAUAGACAAAGUGUAGCCGCAUCUAGAUAUAAAGUCUACGCUAUAGCCGAGCAGAUCAUGCCAGACCAGACCAGAUCACUUCAGACAGAACAAACGUAUUACUUUUUAUGGGUGUGGCUAUACUGCACCCGAAUGUAAUCUGAUCUAAUGGACCUAAUGUAGCCAUGGUCAUAAGAAGUAAUACGUUUGUUUCUGUUGUAAUUGACCUGGUCUGGUCUGGUCUGGUCUGAUCACCUGUAGUAUAGCCACAGCCUAAGAAGUAACAUGUUUCAGUCGGAUCUGAUCAGGUUCAGUUUGGUUUGAUGUAAAAGGAUCUGAUCGAUUAUAAUAUAGCCAUAGGUUUGAUACAACGGAAUUACGGUUUCACUUCCGGAUUUUUUUCGAUACCAAUAGAUCUUAUGUACUUCAGGAUUAAGAAAUCUGGCAUACACUCCCGCAGACGCACCAUUAUACUCAAAUAGAAGCAAAUUCUUCAUCGACUUUGUCAACAUUUACGAGGCCAAUGAAUCAAUCAUUAUCUACGCUCCGGUCAACCGGUGGGAACGUUUCAACUUUUAUUGUUCCCAAUUACAUCUAAUAGCGUACCGUUGUCAUCAAAAGGUUAUCUUCUGUGUCGUCGAACCAACGCAUGAUGUGAGAAGAGUUUGCAUUAAUUUAUGUUGUUUAUUGUUGGUUUGACAAAAGUACUAGCCGCCCAUGCAGUAUUUUCUUCUCUUACAUCGAUUAAGCGAAACUGAAGCUUUCGGUGGCAAUUGUACAAGUACACUCUUACCCCUUCGUACGGAGGGAAAAGAAUUCCUUCGUGGGAAAAGGUUCAUUUAAUAGCCAAUAACAUUGUGCAUAAAAUGUCACAGAACCAAAUUAAUGCAUUCUUUCUCUUUGUUACUUAAAUACGCAUAGUUAUAUGAUGUUAUGUACAUAUUCAUGUAGGUAUACAUAUACAUAUUUAAUACGCUUCUGAUAUUGCUUCCAAGGAAUGGAUUUCUAGGUAACAAUUAUCUGAACUCCGUUCAACAAUAGAGCCCGGUCGAAAUCAAUCUUACACAGAAUCAAUCGCAUCUUCAAUCGUUUAUGUAUAAAACGCUGUGAUUGUAUUGUAAUAAAACGUUCGUACCGUUCCUCUGUUGAUAACAUUUCCUAAAUUUGUAAGGCGCGUACACAUCUGAACGUGAACGCGUACGAGGCAAGGGGAGGCAAAACGAAUGCCUCGUACGGGUUCGUGUUCUGAUGUGUACCUGGAUUUUUGGUUGCGAAUUAGAUUAUUUGAGGCAACAAUCGAGGCAUUUUUGUAGAUGACAUUUGUACUGCCGGAUCAUAAGUCGAACCAAUCCGAGGCAAUUUGCCGCGCCUCGAUUGCUCAUCCACAUUUGUAUGCUCGUUCUGCCUCGCCUUACCUCGUACACUGACAAGGAAACAUUCCCAAGUGUCCGCCCCCAAUCUUAUUGAUUUUCAUAUACGUUGAAGAACACAAAAAUC
This is a messenger RNA of Orussus abietinus, 5239 nucleotides long. RefSeq names its product protein trachealess. The record is from RefSeq and is a predicted model, not a curated record. The coding region runs from base 42 to 2549 and encodes 835 amino acids. Lineage: Eukaryota; Metazoa; Arthropoda; Insecta; Hymenoptera; Orussidae. Gene Ontology annotation, biological process: regulation of transcription by RNA polymerase II. Gene Ontology annotation, molecular function: DNA-binding transcription factor activity, RNA polymerase II-specific; protein dimerization activity; RNA polymerase II transcription regulatory region sequence-specific DNA binding. The transcript has 10 exons.